This is a messenger RNA of Actinia tenebrosa (Australian red waratah sea anemone), 636 nucleotides long. RefSeq lists its product as uncharacterized. NCBI's taxonomy places the organism in Eukaryota, Metazoa, Cnidaria, Anthozoa, Actiniaria, Actiniidae. The record is from RefSeq and is a predicted model, not a curated record.
CUGCACCUAGUGACAGCUGGUGUCUUUAAGAGGGCGCUGGCAGGAGUGUUGUUUCAUUUUUGGUCAUUCAAGUUGAGCUCACUAGACUAGAAUACAGCAAACAUGUCAGGGAUCUACGCUCUACUCAUCCUGUCCUCAGUCUUGGCUGUUGGAACGGCAUUAAAAUGCUAUGCAUGUGGCCCGAAUUACAAGUCAUGGGAUGAUUGUAAGGCAAAUAGCGAAAAAGGAACAUGCGCAGACCCUACUCUAACGAAUUGCAUCAAGGUUGAGGCAUCAGUUAAAGAUAAGGAUACUGGACGAACAACCAGUGUCUAUGCCAAGGGAUGUGCCAAGACUUGUGACAAAAACGACAUUAAAAUGUGCAGAGAAGGCCAGCUAAAUGGAAACCCGGUGACUUGUUCCUUGCACUGCUGUUCAGGUGACUACUGUAACGCCAGUUCAAGCUUGAUGGCCAGCAUUAUCAUCCCCGCUAUAUGUGCACUUAUCUCAGUCGUAUUCACUAAGAUACACUGAAAAGAUUGCAGCAGUCCUCAGUGCAGAAGCAUGCGGGCGGAAGUCGUAAAGAUACUAAUUUAGCAUUUGAUAAUCCUUUAAACUAGAUAAACUAAAUAAAAAAUAAAUCUCUUUAUUUACGUA